Messenger RNA from Lathyrus oleraceus (garden pea), 2385 nucleotides. RefSeq lists its product as uncharacterized. The record is from RefSeq and is a predicted model, not a curated record. The transcript has 6 exons. Gene Ontology annotation, biological process: protein transport. Lineage: Eukaryota; Viridiplantae; Streptophyta; Magnoliopsida; Fabales; Fabaceae. The coding region runs from base 180 to 2060 and encodes 626 amino acids.
UUUCUUUUUCUUUUCGCGUUCUUCGUCAACUUCCACUACACAGAGAGCUCUGUGUUAUUUAUUAAAUUAUUACUCUUCCGAAGCAAAAACCGAACAUGCGAAUCUUCCCUUCUGAGCUUCUGAGUUGAAUCGUUCACUGAGUCUAACUACCGAGUUUGAACCUGCACAGAUCUUCCAGAAUGUUUGACGGCUUGCUCGGCCGUGGAUUCGCCGCGAAAUGUAAAUCGUUGAUCAAAUUGACGAAGAAUCGGAUCGAUGUGAUAAGGAGGAAAAGGAAAGCGACUGAAAAGUUUCUCAAGAAAGAUAUAGCUGAUCUGUUGGCGAAUGGAUUAGAUGUUAAUGCUUAUGGAAGGGCCGAAGGACUCAUUGCUGAGUUGACAUUGACAUCUUGUUAUGAUUUUGUUGAGUGGUCCUGUGAUUUUGUGUUGAAGCACCUCUCAGGACUGCAGAAACUGAGUGGAUGCCCUGAGGAAUGCAGGGAAGCUAUAGCAUCUCUGAUUGUUGCUGCUGCAAGAUUUUCUGAUCUACCAGAGUUACGCGACCUUCGGCAAAUAUUUCAAGAGAGAUACGGAAACUCCCUAGAAUGUUAUGUCAAUCAAGAGUUUGCUGCAAAUUUGAAUCCAAAAUAUUUUACCUUGGAGCAGAAGGUUUGGUUGAUGCAAGAAAUUUCUUCAGAGUUUUCAAUAAAGUGGGACUCCAAAGCUUUUGAACUGAGGAUGUCAAAAUCCUCUCCUUUUGCCCAGGGUCACAAUAAACCAUUACAAGGCAAGCAUGAGGUUUUGUUAGAGAAAAAUCCUGACUAUUCUAAUGAUAGACAGAAAUUUCGGAAUGGCAAGGAAGCUGCCUCCUCAAAAGGAGAUGAAAAUCAUCUUCACCCUAAAUCCAAACUUGCUGAAAAAGGAUUCAAGCCAAUAAGUAAGUAUGAUGACGCCAGUCUGCCGAGGGAUAGCCAUGGCAAUCCAUUACCUGGAAGAGAAGGGCUCACUUCUCCGAAAGGUGGCUACUGGAAGGAGGGUAGUAUGCUAAAACCAAUAGGAUGUUCUUCUCAGGAUAAGAGAGUACAACAAUUCGAAGAUGGUUCUGAUUUACAUGAUAGAAGGGGGAAUGCCAUCCGUGUGAGAGAAAGCCAGGAUGCUGCCACUGCUAGGAAGUCUCCAAGUCAUGCUGGAUUUCAUUCCAAGAGCAACUUGAAUGAGCCAUUUGCUGUUAAUCACGGUGGCCUACCUGAUCUUGAUAACUCUCAGAGAAAAGUUCAAAAGGAUGAAACUCCUACGGUCAAGCCCUACUACAGUAAUGCCAUCCCACCACCUUAUGUAAAACCUAAUUCUAAACUCAAGACCAGCACACACAAAACUGAAGUAGCCUCUCCACAUAUUGACAAUGAUGCCAUCCCAACAAAUUCUUCAAUCCAUCAAAAGCCUGAUGCUGCUUCUACGACAGAGAGAAUCCGAUCUGGUUUGGAUAAUUCUGAACAAGAUUUGCAGGCCACUAGAAAUGCACAACAGAGUAAACAGGGCUAUGAGAAAGAACCCCAUGUUCGGGAAGAUGCUAAAGAAUUCCCUGUUUUAAAACCAAAAUCUAUGAGGCGUAAGCACUCAAAAUCACGGUCUACACACAAUGAUGCUACUAAGGAAGAUUCUGAAGUUGCGAACAAAUCAAGGAGCAGGAGACGAGACGAAUCAAGGCGCGGCCUACAAAUUUUAUUUGAUGAUGAACAACAUAAAAAAGACGAAGAGGAAAGAGUAAUAGAUAGAUUACUGAUGCACUACAGCAAAAAGCCAUCAUCCAUUGCUGGGCCUGAGAAAGCAAGAAGAAGGUCUAGAAGUCGCCAUGCACACCAAAUGGAUGAGGCACCUGAUAAGACACCGGAGACGGUCCCACGCGCACCUCGAUCAGUUUCCCUUCCUCAUGAACAAUCACAAGAGAUGGAAGUCAAGAAAGUGUUUACUCGAGCUGCUUCGUUUCAGCCGGAUAGAUCAAAAGAAGCUCGACAUGUGCAUCCCAAUUUACCCGAGUAUGAUGAUUUAGCUGCUAGGCUUGCGUCCUUGAGAGGAACAUAAGAGAGCCAAAUAAUAUACAUGAAAGAAUACUCUUCUCUUAUCAACAGAAUUAUGUGAUCACCGUGUUUUACUAUGAUGUACCGUUAGGGUACUGAUGAACAAGAUUGCAUGGUAUGAUGUUUUGUUAAUUUGAUUACAAAUUGGUGACUAUUCCAGAGCUGUAGUAUUAUUAAUCAGCCAUGGCUAUGCCCAUGUUGGUGGUGUGCAAUUCUUUAGUCACCAUUUUUACUAAUGGCGGCAAUGUACAACAUCAAUUCAUAUUUUUUUUAAACGUUGUAUGAUUGUAAAAGUGUUCUCAACAGUAAUUGACGUUGUUUUAAUUUUC